Psammomys obesus (fat sand rat) is the source of this 6200-nucleotide messenger RNA. RefSeq names its product kelch repeat and BTB domain containing 11 (gene Kbtbd11). NCBI's taxonomy places the organism in Eukaryota, Metazoa, Chordata, Mammalia, Rodentia, Muridae. Gene Ontology annotation, molecular function: protein binding. The transcript has a single exon. Bases 572 to 2479 code for a protein of 635 amino acids. The record is from RefSeq and is a predicted model, not a curated record.
GGUGCAGAGCCCAGGACCCAGAGGCACGCCUCAGCUGAACCAUGGGCUGCACAGUUGGAGUCUGUAAAACAGAGCUGAAGCCAAGGAUCUAAAUGUGGUCCCAGUUCCUGGAGGAUUUGUUGGUCCUGUGCCUACAGCAUUGGGAUGCACGGAGAAUCAGUGGGCUCACACACAGUCAAAUGAAGAGCUUUCUGUGGACCACAGGCCUUUAACCUCAGUUCUCCAGAGGUGCCAUACGUGGGAGCCGCAGCUCAGGGCUGUUGGACAGGCAAACUGCAAAAACAAACAAAAAACCUCUUUGGCACUAGGUGCUUUCACCUCCACCUCAACGGAGAUAGCCUCAGUUCCUGCGUUCAAAAGUUCAGUGGGAGUUGGGUGCGUCCUCCUCACAAGAGAGUGGGAAGGGCAAGGUGGGAGUGGCAUGAACAGGGGGUGGACAUAUGUGAAAUCUGAUCCGGUGCCAAGGAAAGGGUGUGUGUGUUGCCAGAGACCCCAGGGCAAAUCUCAGCCUCCACCAGGCAUGUGUGGCUCCUGAGCUGGCAGACUGCGCACAAAACAAUCCGCUCAUCUCAUGGAGAACUCUAUGGCAUCUUUCGUCCUCUACCCGGGGACUGAGCCCGGGACUCCGGGAGAGGACAGUCUGCCGCUGCCAGCCGAGGAGGAGGAGGAAGAGGGCGCUGCGUCCCCAGCGCAGACACCCUGCAGUCUCAGCGCCUCCCUGUGCUUUAGCUCCGGGGACGACUCCCCACCGCAGUCCCGCGCGUCCGCCGCGGAGGGUGCCGAGGCCUCUCCGCCUUCUCGCCGCAGCGACCAGCGUGUGGUGGAGACGCAGUGGGAAGUCAGCAGCGCCGCGUCCCCAGAGUCCCCGGGGGAGUGCGCGCGCCCGGAAGAGCCCGCGUCGCCGGAGGAUCCCCCUUCCCGCCACGAGCACGCGCCCGCUGUGGAAUCUCUAGACGAACUCGGGGAGCCCGUGCCGGUGCCGCCGGGGGUCGGGCCCGUGCACGGAGAGCCCGACCUGGUCAUCGAGGUGGCCGGCCGCCGGCUGCGGGCGCACAAGGCGGUGCUGGCGGCGCGCAGCGACUACUUCCGCGCGCGCGCGUCGCGGGACGUGCUGCGGGUGCAAGGCGUGAGCUUCACUGCCCUGCGGCUGCUGCUCGCCGACGCGUACAGCGGGCGCAUGGCGGGCGUGCGGCCCGACAACGUGGCCGAGGUCGUGGCCGGCGCGCGCCGCCUCCAGCUGCCCGGCGCUGCGCAGCGCGCCACCGACGCCAUGGCGCCGCAGCUGAGCCUGGACAACUGCUACGAGGUGCUGAGCGCCGGCAAGCGGCAGCGGCUGAGCGAGCUGCGCGACGCCGCCUACCGCUUCAUGAGCGACCACUACCUGGAGGUGCUGCGCGAGCCCGCCGUCUUCGGCCGCCUGUCCGGUGCCGAGCGCGACCUGCUGCUCCGGCGCCGCUUGUGCACCGGCCGCGCCUGCCUCCUGGCCGCUGCGCUCGGGCCGACCGGGGAGCGCGCAGGCAGUCGUCCGCAGAGCCCGUCCGGGGACUCAGAGUCGCGCGGGGACGCGGCCGUUUACUGCUACCAGGCGGAGGCCGGGGAGUGGCGCGAGCUGACCCGGCUGCCCGAGGGCGCGCCGGCGCGCGGCUGCGGCCUCUGCGUGCUCUUCAACUACCUCUUUGUGGCGGGUGGGGUGGCUCCCGCGGGUCCCGAUGGCCGCGCGCGCCCGUCCGACCAGGUGUUCUGCUACAAUCCGGUCACCGACUGCUGGAGUACCGUGCGGCCGCUGCGCCAGGCGCGCUCGCAGGUGCAGCUGCUGGCCCUGGACGGCCACCUGUACGCCGUGGGCGGUGAGUGCCUGCUCAGCGUGGAGCGCUAUGACCCGCGAGCCGACCGCUGGACCGCGGUGGCUCCGCUGCCUCGGGGCGCCUUCGCAGUGGCCCACGAGGCUGCCACCUGCAACGGCGAGAUCUACGUGUCUGGGGGCUCGCUCUUCUACCGCCUGCUCAAGUACGACCCCCGGCGGGAUGAGUGGCAGGAGUGCCCGUGCAGCAGCAGCCGAGAGCGCUCUGCCGACAUGGUGGCCCUCGACGGCUUCCUCUACCGCUUUGACUUGUGCGGGAGCCGCGGUGACGCUCAGGCUGCCGUCGGGCCGGGCGGCGGUGGGGUCAGCGUCUUCCGCUACCAUUGCCUGGCCAAGCAGUGGAGCCAGUGCGCGGCGCACCUGCGGCCCCCGGGCGCGCCCGCGGGCUUGCAGCCCUUCCGCUGCGUCGCUCUGGACGGCAUCAUCUACUGUGUGAGCCGCGCGGGGACCUGGCGUUUCGUGCCUUCUCAGGACACAGAGGCUGGCGGCGAUGUGGGCCCUGGUGGCAGCUUCGAGCCUGAACCCCUGGGAUCCCCCCUGGAUGCCCGGGGCGUACUCUUCCCGUUUGUGCUCAACCUGCCUGAGAAGCCUGACCGCGCGGAGCAGGGUGCAGCCUAGGACAGGAUCAGCUGGGCAGCUCCACUGUCCAGCAGCUGUGGUGGGGGGCUCAAAAGAGUGGGCUAGGGGCCCCCGGAGGGGGGAGGGCGAGGAGGGCUCAGGAAGGAGGGAAGCGGAUGAUAGGUCAGGCUGCCGGCCUCACUGCAUCAUGCAAACGCUUUGAGAAUAGAAGCUUCGCUGGCUCCGAGGACAUGUUUGCAAUGCUGUUUUAAGCCCCGCUUUGCAGUGCUGGACUCCUCUGUUGCUUCAUUUGUUUAGUGGGGUCCACGGAAUAAAGUGUGGGAAGAUACAGAUAACCCGAUGCCUAGGUGAGGAGGUCAGAUGCAGGAGUGGACAGGGUGGAACGAGGAGCCUGCCCAGUCCCCUCCUUACCAGAAAGUGCAAAGUUCUCGAACCUGAAUUGGGUCCUAAAGUAGGCCAGGUAUCAUCGCAGCUGCAGAGGGGAGGCCAAACCCUGCGCUGAGGUGGAAACUGAUAACUAAUAAGAUCUAUGUGACCUAAAAAGUUCACUGUGUGCUCAAGUUUUGCUAAGCUCAACUUCAAAAAGCAAUUUAUCAAGUACUGAAGGUGAGUCUUUGUUGACUGGCACGGUUGCCUUUUGAUGAAAUGAUAGCAGGCUGCAUGCUAAACAGGAAAGGUGUUCUGUUUUGAAAACAAAACAGCAAGGGUGUUUUGUUUUGAAAACCCUAGGUCAGCAGGCCCCACAUGCUCACCCACUUUCCUGUUUUAGAAUGAACUGGGGCAGUUCCUCCUCCCCAAGCAAGGAAGUUAAAAUCAUGUUUUGACAUUUGCACGCUUUGAAAUCUACUUGGUUAUGUUUUGAACGUAUCUUCUGUGGUUGAGAUGAGGGAAAUUAACUUAAAAUUGCUUUCAAGUGUGUUUGGGGGGAUGUGAAGUGCUAAGGAGUAAGACAAGGAGAAACAUGUUUUGAAUGUAGUUUUAGCAAGUAAGUGACGUUUAUCCAGCUUCCAAAAUACCCUAAUAGAGUUGGAAGGAGACUCAUAGUUAACAAGGCUGCAAGGGCCAAGCCCAAGUCAGUUCAUUUUCUCUCCACUGUGAGGAUGUUUUGCAUCUUGAGAAUAGACAGACAAGGCUUCCUAUUUACAAAGAAGUUAAGGAUAAAAUGGGUGCUUCCAAGUAGCUGAUUCACAUUCCAUUAUCUAUCACAACGGGGUCCCUACGCACUGAGAGUUUCUGGAACAUAGUUAGAGGAAGCCCUGUGUGGUCUCUGUUGCAGUCAGUGGUUAGCUAGGAAACAGGUUAUGCUAUAUAGACUCUGAGAAGUCUCUGUGAAGCGUGUUUAGAUACAGCCAACUUGAAUCUUGCAUGACCCAGGGGAACAGAGUUUAUAGUUUCUGUUUGUAUGUUCUGGUAGCUUGUGCCCACUGGUGAUUACUCAUAAAACAAGAGAACGUCUUGGCAACCUAGUUAAUCAUCUUAAGAAAGAAAAACAGACUUCCUAUUGCCUGGUUUUAUUGGUCUUUUUUAGCCGUGUCCUGGAGAAAGGGUUGCAGAUGAGCAAAGGGAAAUAUUUAAAGAUACCUUAAUAUAGUAGCACAUUUUCUGUAGAGCUUGGUUUCCACUGCAAGCACUUUUACAUGAAAUCAGUCCUGAUUUUUAUUCCUUAAGUAUCAGACUUAUAAAAUACUAUCAUGUGACUUUUGCCUAAAAAGUCAUUCCUCUGACAUUUGCUUUUGAAGUUGGGCCUCUGGAGUGACAUCCCCAGAGAGGACAGAUGUACACUAGACAGAGGAGUCUUCCUGUGGGUAUUUUGUCCUAUAGAACACAAAACCCAAGGAAGUAAAAAUGGUAAAUGUAUCAAUUUUUGGAUCAUGGAAGGACAUUUGCUCAUUGAUCAUAAAUAGCUGUGUGGCUAACCUGUUUUUUUGAGAGCAUAUAAGAUAUUUUAUGGCCUGUUUCUAAAUAGUGACCCCAUAUGAAAACAAACGCUACAGGCCCUGGCACACCUCAGCAACCAUACUUUUUGUUCUUGGGAUCUGGAAGGUUUCACUACCCAUCUGUCUUAGAUUCAUUUCUUGUUGACAUAAGCAGCUUAAGGAAGAGAGGGCUUAUUCUGGCCCCGAGUUCAGGUUGCAGUCUACCAUUCUAUGGAAGUCGCAGGGCAGGACCUGGAGGGAGAAGGGAGGUUGUCCCUACAGCCAAGAGCCAGCUUUUAAUGCCUACUGCUACUCAGCCCCCUUUCUCCAUGUACACACUCCCAGGACCGGUCAGGAAAUGCUGUGACCGGCAGUGAGCAGCUCUUUCCCUUUCAAUUAAUGCAUUCACAGUAACUCCCAACAGCCACGCUUAGGAGUCCCGCCUUCCAGGUGACUCUGGAUCCUGCCAGUUAACACUUAACUGUUGCCCCCGGCACAGAUGGAAGUGAGGUUUGGUAGCGAGGGGAGCAGGCAUCGCUGAGCUGUGUCUGCAGUGUGUGAGAUGGGGUAGGUCCUUUCAUGUUCUCCGUGCUGGUCACACUGCACCUAACUCCACCUACGAGGGUUGGUGUGAGCACAGACAUGACUGUUGGGUAAGAGUCAAAUACGGCUAACUUGUUUAUGACACCCAUUCACAAUUCUCAGGACACGAACCCUCGCACGCACGCACACACACAUCCCAAGUGUUUGAAAGAACAGUGCCAUCUUAAGGGGAAAAUGAUUGACACACACGAAAAGACUGACCUUUUGUUUGCUUGAUGGGUAAUUAUGUUUAUAUUGCCAGGGUUCGUUUGGAAUCCUAGGCAACGAGCUAAUGUUUCUCGAUUUUCUUUCUGUUCUGUUUCGGGCUUUGUCACGGGACAGGCCCCACCUCUGGCGAGACACUUGGCCGCUCUGUGGACUUGGAAUGUGAUGAUUCGGUUUCUAAGGAAAUGAUGGCAGCAGUUUCUCUUACUCUAAGAACAUGAAUGUUGUGGAAAGCUUGUUGGCUGCUUUAGUGUCGUUUCUUACCUGGAUCGGUUUUAUUACAUAAGGCGGAGAGUGAACAGGGUCGCUCUAGUAAUCCCGCCGCUGACAGCUGCCUGUUAGCAAACUUUGUCCAGUGUUGAAGCCGAAUGCCUUCGAGGGUCAGCUGCUUUCCGCUGGAGCUGGGGUAGAGUCAGGACAGGAUCGUGUGGAAGGCCUCAGUGGCGGGCUCCUUAGCACAGCCUUUCAACUUACAGCAAGCUUUCAUUUUGAUGCUCUUUUUUUUUUUUUUUAAGUGUCCCCAUAUCUCCUGUGAUAUCAUUCACAAGAAGGGAAUGACUCGAGCUAAAAGUGGAACCGUUUAUGCCAACAUGCCAAGCGCUCUAGCUGCAACUGCAUUUAUCUGAGCAGUCGCAUUAUUUAUGCCGUGCCCACAUCCAUGAAGAGGGCAGCACUGUGAGAUGCUGAAGGACCUGGCAGGAAACGGGUCCUGGCAGCAGCUUCCGCCGGCUUUGUGGACAGGUUUGGGUUGAAGUGAAAGUCUAGGUGUAUUCUAAUGCGAGAUUGCAGCCCUGCCCCACCCCUUGCCCCAUGCUUGGUAAAGCUUUGACUAGUAACUACUAACCUAGUACUCACAUGCCACCAUUUGCUAAAGAUUCACAGCUGUUUAGGGUAAAGUCGGACCAGCUGUUACUGAAUGUGUAGCUAAAGUGCUAACGCUUGAGUCUUAUCCUAGGCAUAAAUACUGUAAAACCUUGUGUGUUUGUCGCCUAUGCCAAGACGAAAUAAACCAUGCGGAAACUUCCAGUGCUCCUGAA